Molecule: messenger RNA, 677 nt
Organism: Ochotona princeps (American pika)
Lineage: Eukaryota; Metazoa; Chordata; Mammalia; Lagomorpha; Ochotonidae
Gene: BCL2L15
Product: BCL2 like 15
Exons: 4
Coding region: 100-591 (163 amino acids)
Biological process (GO): regulation of apoptotic process
Cellular component (GO): cytosol; nucleus
Source: RefSeq, a predicted model, not a curated record
AAAACCAACCAAGGUAUAGAUUAGCAGGACUUCUAACUUCUUGCUGGACUGAAUUUGUUAGUUGUAUUGUUGAAAUCACUCAACAGCAAGCAUCUAAAAAUGAAGACUCCCAAGACAUUUGAGGAGCAAACGGAAAUCAUUGUGAAUGGUCUUCUCAUGGACAUGUUGGACUCCAACUCGCAGGUUGCUAACCGGGUUCUCAUUGCUGGCGAAGAACCGGACGCAGGAGAGGCUGACUCUUUCGAUGUGGCCGUCAUUGUUGGUCGCCUGCGGAUGUUGGGGGACCAGUUCAAUGGAGAGCUGGAGGCUUCUGCCAGAAAUCUCAUUGAAGAAACCAUUCGGGGACAGGCAGGAGCUGUACUUCAGGGCAUGGUGCAAUCUCUGAGCCAGACCUGGUGUGCUCAGGAUUCCAACUUAGCAUAUGAAAAAGCCUUCCUGGCAGUGUCAGUCAAACUGGUGGAGUGUGUGAUCCGCUUGGCUCCUGGAAUGCUGCAACGGAUGAGCGAUGCCAUGAGGGAUAUGAUCAACGGGAACAGAAACAUCCGGGAGUUUAUCCAGGGUCAGGGAGGUUGGGAAAACCUGGAGAGCUGAAGAGCUGGAUUUUUUCCCUACACUGAAUGACACUGCCUAUUUGAUCAGGCAUUUGAUUUCUGGCAAUGAAAAUGGAUACACAGAAU